Messenger RNA from Vitis riparia (riverbank grape), 932 nucleotides. RefSeq names its product probable phospholipid hydroperoxide glutathione peroxidase. The transcript is spliced from 6 exons. The record is from RefSeq and is a predicted model, not a curated record. Gene Ontology annotation, molecular function: glutathione peroxidase activity. Bases 3 to 728 code for a protein of 241 amino acids. Gene Ontology annotation, biological process: response to oxidative stress. Lineage: Eukaryota; Viridiplantae; Streptophyta; Magnoliopsida; Vitales; Vitaceae. Gene Ontology annotation, cellular component: cytosol.
AAAUGCUUUGUGUUUCAGCUCCUCUUCUUGGAAGAAAUUCUCUCCUAGUGAAGCCUUUUUUUUCUAAUUUGAAGCAAUCCCUUCUGUUUUCUUCACGCGUUCGUUUUUUCUCUCUGUGUUUUCCGUCUACCCAAACAGGGGUUUCCAGUUAUUCGUCCCACCCAAUCUAUCAGAGACAGAGUUGUCUGCUUUACUACCAGCCUUUGAGAUCAAAUCACACCAUGGCAAGCCAAUCCAGUCCCCAAUCAGUCCACAGCUUCACCGUUAAGGAUGCUAGGGGAAAUGAUGUUGAUCUUAGCACCUACAAGGGAAAAGCCCUCUUGAUUGUCAAUGUUGCAUCACAAUGUGGCUUGACCAAUUCAAACUACACAGAGCUGCAUCAGUUGUAUGAGAAAUACAAAGAUCAAGGUUUGGAGAUUUUGGCAUUCCCAUGCAAUCAGUUUGGAGCACAGGAACCUGGGAGUAAUGAAGAGAUAGAAAAGUUUGUUUGCACUCGCUUUAAGGCUGAGUAUCCCAUCUUUGAUAAGAUUGAUGUGAAUGGCGAUAGUGCUGCUCCACUGUACAAGUUUCUGAAGUCAAGCAAAGGUGGACUCUUUGGUGACAACAUCAAAUGGAAUUUCUCCAAGUUCCUGGUGGACAAAGAUGGCAAAGUUGUUGACCGCUAUGCACCCACAACUUCUCCCCUUAGCAUCGAGAAGGACAUAAAGAAACUGCUCGGAAUCUCAUAAGUGCUGCAUCAGCUCUCUUUAACAAAUAAAUAAGAACCCGAUGAGGAUGUUUCUGUAAUAAGCACCAUGAUGAGGGUGUUUUCAGGAUGUUUUAUGUUCACGUACUACAGUUGUGUUUGAUAAGAGUAGUGUUUUGGUUGAAUAAAGAUCAGAUGGUUAUUAUUAACUAUAACAUACCCAAUCUCAUUACCAUGGAUUUGUUCU